AUGGAUGAAGAAAGCGAGUGUGCUGACCACUGUAGGUGCUUUGCCUUAAGCGAUAUUAGUGAUAAGGAUUUUCAAAAACAGUGUUCACAUUCAUCACAUCAUAUAUCUUGCGAGCGAUGUAACGAACUAAGAUUGGUAGUCGAUGAAGUAGAAGCCUGCAUAAAGAAUCAUUCCAGUAAUCUUUAUAGCGAAGAACAACGAGAUGAUCUACUCUAUGACUUCAACACGUCUAAGACCAAAAUCUUUGCUUGGAAGUGCCAUAUUAUGCGAGGCGUAAACCAGGAACAAGCAAAACAAGAUGCAAUACGUAAUUUGUCAGACAACUCUGCCCUCAUUAUAAUUGACUAGGCGAUGAAGUUCAAUCAAAUGAGGUAGAGAGAAAAACAGAAGGAGUGGCAUGGAAAACGCGGGCUCAGCUGGCAUAUUAGCAGCAUGGUGACUUAUAACAAACAAUCCAAGACUACUCGUGUUUUGUCCUAUGCACAUCUAAUUGACUCCUGCUCACAGGACUGGUUUGCCAUGACUUCUAUUUUUGAAAGCCUCCUAGAGCGUACCAAACGUAAAAACAAUAUGUGUUCGUUCUGACGAGGCAGGCUGCUAUCACACUACCAACCUCCUUGCAGCAAUCCAGGAUGUAAGUGAUCGUUCUGGAAUUGCGGUUGAAUGCUAUGACUUUUCUGAGCCUCAACAGGGUAAGGAUGUAUGUGAUAGAGUUCUUUGCCCAAUGAAGGCAUCAAUCAGGAGAUACUGCGCUGAAUGGAACGAUAUUUUGAAUGCGUCUGAUAUGGGGAAAGCUUUGGAAGAGAGGCCAGUUAAGCGGACAACAGCAGCUGUCUGCACUUUAGAUUAA
Paramuricea clavata is the source of this 850-nucleotide messenger RNA. The record is from the annotation of a GenBank genome assembly. NCBI's taxonomy places the organism in Eukaryota, Metazoa, Cnidaria, Anthozoa, Malacalcyonacea, Plexauridae.